AUGGAUUACGACGCUCUCAUUCAAAAGCUGGGAACCUUUGGUCCUUACCAAAAACGACUGUUCUUCAUCGUGUUCUUCCCUGUGAUAUUUAUUUCCUUUGGUGCACCAGUGUCAAACUUUUUACUUGGAGACCAACUUCACAGGUGUAAAAUCCCAGAUGUACCAAACGAUACCUAUGUAAUUCAGGAUCGGUAUCACGAGGAACUAAUUAAUGCAACAAUUCCGAAACGUUCCGAUGGCAGUUACGAUGAGUGUAAAGUUAUCAUCAAUGGAUCGAUUGAGAAGUGCUUCGAGUGGGUGUAUGAUCAUUCUGUUUUCACAAGAACAGUUAACUCUCAGUUUAACCUGGUCUGUGAUGACAGUUACUUACAUUCGCUGUCCGUAUCUGCAUACUUUUUUGGAUUUGUUUUCGCCACGCUGACAUUGUGUCCGCUGGCAGAUGUGAUCGGAAGACGGAAGAUGAUAGUCUUCGCUACCACUUUCCAGUUCAUUAUUAACAUCAUCAUGCCUUUUUCCAACAACGUAGUGAUGUUAAUUAUCAUCCGGUUCCUUGAUGGAACGUGCGGUCUGUCGUAUUAUCAUGGAGCCUUUAUAAUCGGGAUGGAAAUGGUUGGACCGUCGAAGAGACUUUUUUCAGGAACAGUGAUUUUAGAAGUGUAUGUCUUUGGAGAGUUUCUGCUCCUGAUAUUUGCAUAUUUCAUUCGAGACUGGCGAUGGCUACAGUUGGCACUUGCUGUUCCGAUGGUGUCUACAAUGUGUUACUGGUGGUCACGGGUCCUCCCAGAAUCUCCAAGAUGGCUCCUCUCCCGAGGAAAAAACAAGGAGGCCGUAAAAAUAUUACGAAAAGCUGCUAAAGCUAAUGGAGUGGAGUUUGAAGACUUACCAAGCAACUUUCGAUUGGAAAAAGAAGACCGGGGAGUACGAGAAAUCCUGAAAGAACUGUUUCACUCCAGAAAGCUUCUUCUUAGAUGGAUAAUCAUCUUUUUUAACUGGUUUGUGAUAUCCUUCAUUUACUACGGGUUAACCCUUCACAUUGGGAAGUUAGGCGGCAACUUGUACCUUAAUUUCGCUUUAUCCUGCAUUGUGGAAUUUAUCGGCUACUUUUUGUGCAUCUUCAUGGACAGGACCGGACGAAAGCCAAUGCAUCUCACCGUGAUGUUUAUGAGUGGAAUAGCGUGCCUGGCGUCAGUGCUUCCAAUGCUAUUUGGGGAUGACUCACAUAACUGGAUAAUGAUAGCACUAUCUAUGAUCGGAAAGCUUGGGAUUUCUGCCGGAUUCGGGGAAAUCUUUAUCUACACGGGGGAACUGUUCCCGACUGUUGUCCGAAGUUUCGUGAUGGGAAUCUGUAGCUGUGGUGCUCGAGUAGGAUCCAACAUCUCGCCUUAUAUGUACCAACUUGUGGAUGGUAAAUGGCAGAAAGUAUCACCUUUAUUGAUAUACGGAAUCGUCACCAUUAUUGUGGCUUUAUUGUCAAUUCGUCUACCAGAAACGAGAAAGCGAAAACUGCUGGAGCAAGUGGAAGACACAGAACAUGAGAAGGACCUCAUGACAGAAAGCGAGAGUAACAGUGGGCCAGAAGAUUUGGCAAUGAAUAAUGGUGAAUGCAUCAAGUUGACACACACCAUUGAUGAUGAAUCUGAAAAUGGAAUAUAGUGUAUUGAAAUUUAGACAUGCUGUGCUGAUAUGUAUGUUAUGCUUCCUUGUGUACAUCCCAUAAUAAUGGUCUGCAGGCGUCUGGGCCACCAACGUUGACAAUUUCUCAAAUUUGAGAUUUCUGAGUAAAGAUUUUUUAUCGCCCAACUGUGCCACCAAAUAAAUAUUUUCUCAAACUCA
Messenger RNA from Ostrea edulis (European flat oyster), 1833 nucleotides. Its product is annotated as organic cation transporter protein-like. Lineage: Eukaryota; Metazoa; Mollusca; Bivalvia; Ostreida; Ostreidae. The record is from RefSeq and is a predicted model, not a curated record. Bases 1 to 1653 code for a protein of 550 amino acids. The transcript has 10 exons. Gene Ontology annotation, molecular function: transmembrane transporter activity. Gene Ontology annotation, cellular component: membrane. Gene Ontology annotation, biological process: transmembrane transport.